AUGGCCGAAGAUUUGGACGAGGUGCUUUUGCAGACGCUGGAUAUGCUCGAGUGGCGCCUCCGCCGCAUCGAGUUUGUCCUUGGCGGUAACGUCUCCGCCGAGAGCCAACACACCGACGUGCCCGUCACGUCUCGGAUACAGAAGCUCGAGAGCCGCCUGUCCAGCGUCGCCGGCAACUCACGCGCCAUCAACGACAUCCUCCAGCUACAAUCCAAGCACGCCGACAUCUUCGCGCCGACCGAGCCGCCUGCGCGUCCUCCCCCGAGCAGCAUGGACGAUCCGACGCCCGAGAUUAAGCUCGCUACCAUCCUCACCGAGGCCCCGGCGUACCCCGCCACCGCUUCGCAGCUGACUUCGCUGCAUGACCUUCCUCUGCCACCAACAGAAUCGUUCACGUCACUGGUCGCACUCUCGCCUCGCAUCGCUCAGCUUGGACAGACACAACUAGCUCAGGCAUACGAAAUAUCGGAGCUGAGGAAGAGGAGCGGGAAGGCUGUGUUGAGAUGGCACGAGAUCAUGGUGUUGGGCCAGGGCAGAUGUUGGGCUGAGUGGGACUCGCGGGUCCGCGAGGCAGAGAGGGAGGUUCGUAGGGAAGAGGUCAAGAUCGAGCGUGAAUCUGGCGGCGCUUGA
This is a messenger RNA of Lasiodiplodia theobromae, 630 nucleotides long. Its product is annotated as Nuclear distribution protein RO10. Gene Ontology annotation, biological process: cytoskeleton-dependent cytokinesis. The transcript has 2 exons. Lineage: Eukaryota; Fungi; Ascomycota; Dothideomycetes; Botryosphaeriales; Botryosphaeriaceae. The record is from RefSeq and is a predicted model, not a curated record. Gene Ontology annotation, cellular component: dynactin complex. The coding region runs from base 1 to 630 and encodes 209 amino acids.